AUGAAAAUCAAUGUCGACCACGAAAUCCGUCACGAUCCCGAACCAGACGAUGCUGACACAAUCACUAUCAAUGCAAGGGUAUUUGUUGGUGAAGAUGAUUACUUGCCAUUCUCGACAACGUCGUUUGCGAAAGAGUUCAUCGAUGAUGAGAACGACGGGUGUCGAAGCAAAGAAGAGCUGGAAUAUUUCUUGAUGGAGGCAGUAAACGACAACGAUGUUAUUUUAGACGCAAUGCUUAAACUAAUCGUCCGUGUUGACGAAAUAACUUGUGAAUCAAGUAACGAGUAUUCUCCUGGAUGCGCUUUGGAAGUGAGGUUGGAUUUUAUUCCUGAUUAUCUCAUCGUUGAUGAAGACUCUCAGAUUCAAGAAGCAGCUCAAGCCUCGUUCGACGAAGCCAGUAAUAUCCGAGUAAGACCCGCAAGCAAGCUCGCGAUCAAGAAUUUGUCGAGGAAGAUAUGCAAGAAGAAGAAGAUUGUGAAAACAGGAACAAGGGAUAAGGAAAUUUACAACAUGAUUUGCUCUACCGAUGAUCAAAAGUGCACGAUUUGCUUGGAAGAGUUUCACAAUGGAGCAAGACUUGUGACUUUACCUUGUGGACAUGACUUUGACGAUGACUGUAUCGUAAAGUGGUUUGAGAGAAGCCAUGUUUGUCCACUCUGUCGUUACGAGUUGCAAUGUGAAGAAUCAAUGAACUAG
This is a messenger RNA of Microthlaspi erraticum, 696 nucleotides long. The record is from the annotation of a GenBank genome assembly. NCBI's taxonomy places the organism in Eukaryota, Viridiplantae, Streptophyta, Magnoliopsida, Brassicales, Brassicaceae.